This is a messenger RNA of Ruditapes philippinarum (Manila clam), 2619 nucleotides long. Its product is annotated as cdc42 homolog. The record is from RefSeq and is a predicted model, not a curated record. Gene Ontology annotation, molecular function: GTP binding; GTPase activity. The transcript has 3 exons. Gene Ontology annotation, biological process: small GTPase-mediated signal transduction. Bases 508 to 1122 code for a protein of 204 amino acids. Lineage: Eukaryota; Metazoa; Mollusca; Bivalvia; Venerida; Veneridae.
UGUUCUAGAAUUUAAUCGAAUAAAAUGGGUGGGAUUUAACCACCGCGCAUGCCCUGUGCGAACGUAUUGUUUACAUCCGGUCGUAGCAUAGGGUAAGAGUGCAAACUUUGUUAGUGCGAAGUAACUAAAAUUAGCUUAGAUUUCCGUAAUAUUAUUUCUUCUAAUUCUGCAGUAUGACGGAAUCGCCCGAAUUGUCACGUUUGCAGCGGAAACGUCAAUCAUGCACUAACAAUUGUAAGCAGGAAACCACCUAGCCUGAAAAACUUUUCGAUUGCGGCUAUGGCCACAAGCCAAAAAGGUCAACCUCAAACUUUUAUGAAAUUAGUACACUAUAAAUAGACACGCAUGGAUUGGUUUAGAAAUAAACAAAACUACAUUUAGAUUCAGUCAAAGGAAAUAUACAUGCUUCGCCGAAUACCAUUCAUAUCUGCGCAAAUAGUUGUAUAACAUUAAUUUGUGUCAUAUUUCUCGGAUUUUUAAAGUUGUACUUUUCCCCUUUUCUGCAAAAUGAGUGGGGAAGACGAUGAAAAUCGUUUUAUAAAAUGUGUUGUGGUAGGUGACGCGUGUGUUGGAAAAUCUUCUAUGAUGACGAGUUAUGCAACUCAUAUAUUCAGGUCGGAGUUUAUUCCAGGGCCAUGGGAGAAUUAUACAGUUACUGUCACUAUAGGGGAAACAUCUUACCAACUUGGGCUAUUUGAUACUCAUGGACAGGAAGAUUACGACCGUGUACGUCCCCUUACCUACCCUGGCACACAUGUAUUCCUUUUAUGUUACUCUGUUGUUUCGCCAAGUAGUAUGGAAAAUAUUGAAAUGAAAUGGCUACCGGAAGUGCGAUAUCAUUCGCCUACUUCCGCUUUUCUCAUAGUGGGAACUCAAAUAGAUCAACGAGAUAAUGAACGUGUGCUAGGAAAACUUCAACAAAAUUAUAGAUCAAAACCAGCAACUCAUGAGGAAGGUACCAAAUUAGCUAAGAAAGUUAAUGCAUAUGGUUAUGUAGAAUGUAGUGCUUUAACUCAGCAGGGUCUCAAUGACGUUUUUGUUGAGGCAAUAUUGGCCGUUUUGUCUCCAAAAAAUAAGAGACCUGCUCCUAGACGAGGGAGACGAAAAUGUGUAAUUUUAUGAGCGAAAUUCAACUGAUCUCUGCUACAGUGAAAGUUAAAUAAGAAACUAUAUAAUGUAACAGUCAUCGUUUCAGCAUCAUAAAGUUGAAGCUUAUAUGUGCAAAUAUACAGUGUGUACAUAUGAUAUAUACCUAUAUAUAUAUAGGUGAUAUUUUGGAGGAAAAACAGAAAAUAGAACUUAAACAUAUGUAUUACAUGUGAUGAUUUUGUUAUAUAUUGUAUAUUACUGAAAAUCAGUUUACAUAUUGUCAAAAUAUUAAAGUAUGGGGGCAUCUGUGUCAUAUGUAUACGUUUUUAGUUUAUUAUCUUUUUUUCGAACGUUCAGUUAACAUCUCUAACAUCUGUAAUUUCUAUAAUAUAAUGUAAAUCAUUUUACCAUAAUUAUAUAUAUUGUAAAUGAAAUAUAAAAGACGAUUUAGCGAAGUGUACAUGUGUUUAUAUAACUGUAUACACAUUUUGUCAUGGACAGUUUGGGUGUAUGAGCUGUAACUUAAAGCUACAUGUAUAUUUCAAAUUGAUGCAUAUUCGUACAUCCGCGUAUGAAAGUACAACUUCAUUCAAAACGGUCAAAUAACGUCAUCUAAACGUUAUCCGCAGUUAAACUCAUUCUUUAAGUAACAACUGCGCGAUCAACAUUAUCGGGUAACCUUCAACCCCUGACAGACACUCCCUCAAUCGUUUUUUAAGUACCGUAAGAAAGGGAAAUUCAAGGAAAUUUAUGAGUUCAUAAAUCUGAUUUCAUCUGUUCUAACGACACUUGAUAUCUUGUCCUUGCAACGAGGAACACUUUCUGAGCUUACUUACUUUAAGUAAUUAAACAAUAAUCACAUUUAUUGUUUAGAUUGUUAUUUUAUUUCCAGUGUCAAGAUGUUUUCCAAGUAUCUCUCUUUAUUCAUAUAUAUAAUAUUUAUAUAUAUUAACAUGUAUGGGCUAAUAUACAUUAUAUAUAUCAGAAUAGACACUUAAAUCCAAAAAGAAGAAGGAAGAUAUUACAGCACGUGGGUAUCAUUGUUUAAUUUAACAGACACUAAAUAAUAAGAGUAUAUAAUUAAGAUACAAUUGUUCUGUUCAGUGGAUGUGUGUGUGUAAGAUACUUGAAGUUGUUGAAAUCACGUACUGUUUCAUAUCAAAUUAAAGGAAAAAAAUAAACUGAAAUAAUUUUGUCUUAUUUUAUUAUAAUUAUUGCUUUUAAUUCGUUUAUUGAAAAUGCCAGUUUUGGUCACUAGUGGCUUUGAGUAUAUGACAUCUUAAGUUGUUGAAAGAAGCGGCAAAUGGAUGAUAAUCUGGUAAAAACUGAAUAAAAUUGAGUGAUUCUGGCUAAAUUGGCAAAGUUCAGUAAAAGUAAAAUUUCAGGUACGUGUUGAAUGACCCCUAUAAAAUAUAAUUAUAUUCAUAGAAAGAAAUCAUGAAAUGUAAUGCCAUAAUUUCUUUAAAAUUUCAACAUUAAAAUGAUUAAACAUAAUGUUAUGAUUUCGUUAAAGUAGCAAGAUCCAUGUUU